This is a messenger RNA of Antechinus flavipes (yellow-footed antechinus), 9519 nucleotides long. It is a transcript of the gene ICE1, whose product is annotated as interactor of little elongation complex ELL subunit 1. The record is from RefSeq and is a predicted model, not a curated record. Lineage: Eukaryota; Metazoa; Chordata; Mammalia; Dasyuromorphia; Dasyuridae. The coding region runs from base 1324 to 8559 and encodes 2411 amino acids. The transcript has 20 exons.
AUAUUACAUUGUUUAUUAGCAGAACAAAUAUACUAUAUUUGAAUGAUUCCAAGGAAAUCUGUUCAUUCAUCCUGUUUGGAGGUUUUAACCUUGAGUUCAGCUCAGCUCAGGCCCUGGCUAGACAUUGCCAAUGCUAACACGGUUUUCCCAAUUCCGAACCACACAAGGUGCUGGGUCAGCAAGCCUUGGAUUUACACCAGCUGCGACAGUUUUCUACUCUGCAAAUGCCCAGUGGUCCCAGGAAGCUCUAAAGAGAAACCGCAUGCAAAUUAUCAGCUGUUAUUAAAAAACUGAUGACGAAAAAACUUAUUAUUUGUGGGUGCUCUGAGAGGCCAAGAAGCCUGAACAGAUUGCGUUUUUGAUCCAGAAUGUCCUCCCCACUAAAUGAGGAUAACGAGAGCCCUACGUCACUGGGUGGGUGGGAAGAUGGUGUCAAAUCAGAUCUUUUAAAAGGAAAGCACUAGCAAACCUUAAAGGGCCAGAUCACAUACAUAUGACUACGAAGAUUAUUGUUAGGAAAGUCGGAGACAACUCCAGAAAGUAGGGAAAGUUUGGAGUCGGGCGACCAGGUACCAGGACCUACCCAGGCCCCUGGACCACUCUGCCAUCACGCUUCGUCUCUCGCGCGGCACGCUGGGAACGGCGCUCCGCUAAGGGCUAGGAACGACGCGGGAAAGCAGUGAAUUUCACAGGCAUCUUUCUAUAACUCCGGGUAGUCACUUUCCCCGCCCUGGGGGCCUUCGACCUCCACGCAGCAGAAAUAUUACGCUACAGGUGAAGCCCCGCCUUCUCCCUUCAAGAAGAGGGCGUUGCCUCCCAUCUUCUUCCGACUUAGUAGACUUGAACAAAUGCCUGCUCAGGAAUUUCCAUAGUUAGAUCUCUGGGGUAGAGACCCCAGCCAGACGCCGCCAACACUUUUAUUUAUUUUUCUUUAGAACAUCCAGAUCGGCAGAUCUUCAGAUCCCUGCAAGACAUAGCUUUAGCGCGUUUCUUUCAGGCUGUACUAUCGACAACCUCAUCCCGGCAGGGUCCUAACUGGGUCGCGUCGCUCUCUAGGGCGGUGCCCGGCGCAGCGUUUUCCCCACGGUACCCGGGGCGGCGACUACCACGGGCUCGGGGUGUCGCUCGCUCGCUCCGCGGGGACAUCGGUGUCCGGAUGGACUCACCCGGUCCCGGCGGGAAGUGGCUCCGCAGGCUCCGGCCGGGCAGGCGGCGGCGGCGGCCGCGGCGGCAACAGCAGCAGCAGCGGCGGCGGCGGUCGGACGAAGCGGCGGUGGAGGCGAUCGGUCCCUGAGGCAGAGGAACCCGGCUUCCUGCGGCACCAUGAUGCCCGGGGAGACUCAUUCCAAGGCUGCGGGAACGGCAGCGGAUGCCUCGGGCUGUCAGGGCUGCUCCGCGCUCCAACAGAAUUUAAAUGAAUAUGUUGCUGCACUAAUCACACUAAAACAAAAAAUAAUUGAUACAGAUAAUUUGCUGACAGAAUAUCAGAAGAAAUGUGAUAAGCUGCAAUUCGCAGAAAGAGAAAACUCUGCACUUCGUAAGCAGGUGGAACAAAUGUUGCAAAAAAUUUCCCCUCUGGAGAAAUGCCAGGAAGAAUUGGGAUGUUUGAAAGCAGAGCUUGAAGAAAAAAAGAGUUCUCUCAAGAUAUAUCAGGAUUCUUAUCAUGAAUAUACUCGUGUGAAAGAAGAAUGCCUAAAAAGUGAUGCUCGGAAGAAGAAACUCGAAGCCAAAGUGAAAAAGCUGGAAGAAGCUGCAGUAAAACACACUGAAGACUUAAAGCAAUUGAAAAUUGAAAAGAAAACUCUUGAAAAAGAGCUCAAGAAGACACAGGAAAAACUUGAUGAGUUUCCUAAACAAAAUAGUAAGAAAGUGUUGAAACAUAUGGGGACCCAGAGUUCCAGUAAUGAGCCAGUUGAAACCCUAGACAAGAAAAAAAUAAAACUGCUUUUGAAGGAGCUCUGGUUGUGCAUUGACUCUACAAAAGAAAGGCUACAGAAUGAAGACAAUGAAGAUGUCCAAGAAAAGGCUGCCAAAGAAAAUACACAAUCUAGGAAAUCUGUUGAAGAAUAUGGACUGCUACCUCGAGUGCAGAGCAAUAACUUCAGAUCUCCUGAAAUGAAGACUUGCCUGAGAAGCUUCUCUGUACAGUUAGAGCAGGAACUCCUUGGAGGAUGUAGGUCCAUUGAGGAGGAUGGUCCCAUCACUGUCAAUGUACAAGACUGCAGUAAUGACUCAGCUUUUCAUGAGGACAGAAAUCCUGAGGUUUUCGUGCCAAGCAGUUGGGAUGAAAAUAGUUCUGAUUCCUCUGAUCCGGAAGAUAUGGAAGAUAAACCACUCAUGAAGGAUCUGGAAGCCAUCUUUGACCUCUUCAGACUUCCCCCACCACUUCUGUCCCCAGUGUCCACACCACCUCCAACACCAUUACGAUGUCAGGUGCCAUCAUCAUCUCCACUUGCACCUCAGUUAUCCAAAAUUCAUAUCCAGUCUCAGAACUUGAAACUUACUAGUUGUGUGACUCUGGGAAAGCCACUUAAUUUCUCUGUGCCCUCUCUCCCACCUCCCCCCAAAAAAAGAAAAGAAAAAGUUUUGUUGAUGAGAAUGGGAAAGCAGCAAGUGAAUCUGUUGAACUUGAAUUUAUUUGAUUUAAGGAAGCUGAAACAACUAAUUGUAAGCUGUUUUGUUUUGUUUUGUUUUUCUCCCCAGGAGGACUAUUUUGGAGAUUUUACAGAUUCCAGUGAAGAAGAGUUGGUGGAUAGAGAACAUACUAUGCAAUCUCUAUUAGAAAAUGGCACAUCUGAGUCUCUGAAUACUUCUAACUCUUCUGAAGAGAAAGAAGAAAGUAGUAAACUUAUAGAACAAAUUGAACCAGAUCUUGGAACCCAGGUUCCAGUGAAUCUGGAAAUGAAUGAAGAAACAGCUAUUGGGUGUGAUAUUUUACCAACAGGAUUAAAAUUCAAAAGUAGUAAGCCUAAUUCAAAAGAAAUAGAGAUGCCUUUUUCAUGUGCUAGCCCAUUACUCCAUAAAGAACAUCUUGCGGUGUCAAAUGAAAAUACAAAAGAUGAAAAUAAAUAUGUCUUAGAUGAAAAUGGUAUAUCACAAGAUGACAAGGAAAGAAAUGUCACACCACUGCAAAGUAAAAGAGCAACCUUUAGAAUACCCCAUAUACCCACUGAAACUGAGUGUUUACAUAAGAUAUCUGAUGACCUAAUGCAAGUGACAGAUAAUGUUGAAUUGAAUGAAGAAAUAUGUAAUUCUUUGCUUAGCCAGGAAAAGUUAAUUGUACAAGUUACAUCUGAAGAAAAAAUCUCAUUGCCAGGAUCUGAAUCACACAAAUUUGAAUUUUCUAAACAAAUACCUGUUAAUGGACUCAGCUCUGAAAAUGAAAAAAUGGCCAUGGUUUCUGAACAUUUGCAAGAAAUAACUGGAGAAUUGCCUGGAAAAGACAGAAAAGAAAUGCAAGGAUUUAAUAAACAGAAUCCUUCUGAAUCCAAACAAGAUGUACUCAUGAUGGAUACAAGUGAGCUUGAUGUCAAGACAGAUGUUCUCUCUUCUUCUCCCCAUGUCAUGUCAUCUAAUUGUAGUAAUCCUCAGUUCUCCUUUGAUUUAGGAUAUAAUAAUGAGGUUUCUUGGAAAUUCAAUGGACAGUGUACUUUAAUUGAAGUUGUAAAUACAGACUUUUUAAAUGAGACUGUUCCAAAUCAACUCCAUUGCGCAGAACAAAAAUCCUGUGAAACAAUGCAUAAUAAUAUUUCAGAUACAGUAGAUAAGCAUCCUGAACCUACAGAUUGUCCUAAAGAAGAAUAUAAUGUAGAGAAAAACAUACAUGCUUUGAGCCCUAAUUCAGCAACACCCAUACUUACUGAUCAAAACAGCAGAGAGACAAAAUAUUGUGAUGAAUCAAAAGGUGUGGCUAAUACCCAUGUGAUUGAUCAGGCAACAUUUGAAAAAGACACAGGAGAUAAACAAUGUGAAACUGAAAAAUCAGGAGUUGAGCUUAAUACAACUAAAUCAAAUGAUUUAAUUUCCACAGCAUUUCAGAGUGACUUAGUAAAGAGAGAUCAUCAUUUAGACAUUAGUUCUUCAUGUCAUAAUAUAGAUGCUGGUAUGGUUAUAGAGAGAGAAUAUGAAGGAAGUCCAGAAGCUAAACUCAGCUGUGAACAAGAAGAUAAUAAGCAAUUACAGACAGAAAUUCCUGUUAUAGAAAAUGUUCUGUCAUCACCCAAAUUGGAUUCUCAUAGAAAGGAAGUUAAGCCAAUAACAUUUACUUUUAAUAACCAGGUCUCGAUUAUUUCUGAGCAGUUGAAAUCUGAAGAACUCCAAGUUACCAACUUGGAAGAUCUUGGGUCUCAUGUUAAAGAGAGCACUUUGAGACCUGAUAAUACUUACACUGAAACUGAACAACAUAUGCUAUCUAAAGCAGAAUAUAUUGACAAAGAGAAAUGCCAGUUGCUAAAAGUCAAGCAAAGAGAGACUGUAAACUGUCCCUCAGCAGAAGAUUCUGCUUCCUGGAUAUCAACAGAUUUAAACUGUUUUAGUGAAUCUUUAUUAGUAGAAAAUUCUCAUUAUGACACAAUUAGAAAAUUAUCAAUCAGAUCUGAAGAGAUAUCCCUCCAGAGCCAGAAGAGUAAUGUGUCAGAAGUAGAUAAAAAACAAGAUCUUCAAAAUCAAGGUCACCUUAGCACCAUGAAUACUAAGGGAGAAUUCACUCCAUCCACAAAUAUUUCACUUCCAGAUGAUUUAGCCACAGAAGAAAUUUGCUCAGGAGAUGCUUCCAUAUCAGAUUUAGAAGUCUUAAUUACACCUUUGGACUCUGUGUCUCUUAAAGUUCAGCAAGUUCAGAAAGAGAGAACUCCUGGGAAUACUUGUUUGAAUUCUUACAUGAAAGAAGAAUGUGCUUUUCCUUUAUCCUUAAGUAAAAAAAAUGAAGAUGAGACCCAAGUUAGACUAAAUAUACUUAAUGACAUUGUCCAGUGCUAUAUGGGUAGCCCAGAUGACACAAAACAUAGUUCUGAAGAUGAGAAGUAUGAUCAAAUUAGUUAUGAUAGUAAAAGUAAAAAUGAAACUGAAACUAAUCGUGAAACCAAAGAGCAAAAUUUCAACAAAGAACCACAAAUGCAAAUAGGAAAAACUAAUACUUAUAAAGAUGCUCAUGCAUGUAUGAAAAGAAGAGGCUCUUUAGACAUAGAGUAUUUGACAUCCGCUCUGAAAGAUUUUAAUUUAAGUACUGUUUCUGAGACAAAUGGAUUUUCUACAUCAGAGAUAUUUAAGCUUCUCGAAAAUAACACCCAAAACUGUAUUUCAGGGAACUCUGUUUCAGAAUGUUUUGACAAAGUAUUGACAAAUAAGGAAAUGAAAAACAAACUAAAAAUAGGAAAAGUAUCUGAAGAAAACUUGAGAAAACACUCUUGGGUAAAAACUCAUGAGGUUUCCAAAGAAACAAAUGAUUCAGAAGAAGAAUGGAAUCAUUUAAGCAAGGUUAAGCAUUCAAGUCAGUUUACCUAUUGCUUACUAGGGGAAACCACUAAGACUUACACCAAAGAUGUAUCUGGCAUUGAAAACAUUUGUAAAGAUUCUCUUACUAAAUCUCCUGAUGUUUCCUUUCUGAAAACAUGCAACAAUAUUACAGCUGGAUGUUUGAAAGAAAAAUCUCUUUCCUGUGAAAUAACUACGCCUUCAUCAGAUAUAAAACAAUCAUCACUGAUUCUAGAUUUUGAUGCUGAAAGAAAAUCAUGCACUGAUAGGUUUGUUAAUGAAAACACUCAAAGAAGAGAACAUACAGAACAUUCAGAUGCAGCCAAAGGGAGAAAUGAUAGUAAAGACACCACAGAAAUCGGAAAAGUUGGGAAAAGUACCAUUGAGCAAAAUACUGGAAAUUCAAAAGGAGGUAUGUUGCUCCAUCAUAUAUCUAGGAUAAAUCCAGAAAUUGUAAAUGGGUAUGGAAAACAUGAUAAUUUGAAUUUAAAUAUCAAAGAAUCUGAAGAUUGGAUGAUUACAAAGGAUGGAAAUAUCCAGUCAAGCAUGGACCAAACUGUAGUGCAUGAAGUUCCUGAGGCAGUCUCUAGAGGGCAAGCUAUUCUAUCUGGAGAUAUCUUAGAAGAUGCACUUGAUCCUCUUGCCUCUACUGAAUACACAUCAAAUGCUGAACAAAAUCAGAGUGACUCUCCAUCUAACGAAUGUUAUUAUGAUGACAGUUCUUCAUCCAGACAGAAAGAUGGUUCAAAGAAUGGUCAAAAUUGUAUCUUUGAUAAAGACACAUUGUGGAAUCCAUCUAUGUGUGAUGUAAGUUUUGACUCUCAAGAAAAUAAUCAGACUUCAGAAUCCUCAAGUAUUUCUUUCGAUAGCACACAUGAUACUUUAGAACUUUUAGAACUAAAUCAAGUUGAUUUAGUCAGUCAGAGUAAGCGUGGUUCAAAAAUGCCAAACCAAGAAUCAUCACAUAAACUGACAAAGGCUUUAGCCAAAUCUAAAGUUGAAGUUAAGCAAGGCAAAACUUCUAAAAAGUCUUCAAGGAUAAAAAGCAAAGUAAAAAUUCAACACAGUCAUUUAGCUCAGCCAGUUUUGGCAACUGCUGAUACUUCUACACCAACAAAAUGUUCUCCUGAUACUCUGAGUAAAAUAAGGCAAGAGAUGGGGCCACCUUUGCCUCCUUUGCUUGCACCAUUGCUAGCAACACCCCCAAGGACACUGCAUCCAGUUUCCCCUCUAAUGUCAACCUCUAGUCAGUCUUCUCUAACUUCACCACUUGAUGAUCUGAUUUCCCCAUUGCGUGAUACACCAGUCCCUCCUCUGAUGUCUCCACUCUCUGAUGAUCCACGGUACAAGUCUCCUAUGCAUAGUACUCCAUCUCCUUCAGAUGCAUCUGCUAGUCAAAGAAUCUUAUCAUCUCCUUUGCAAUUUUGUGCUGCCACACCAAAGCAUGCACUUCCUGUGCCUGGAAGGCUUCCUCCAUUGGCAGUUGGCAAUACUUCACUAGGAGGGCCCCAGGAGAACUCUGUAAAAAUCCUUGAUACCAUGUAUCCAGAGCUGUCUGCCAGGGCAAGGACACUUAACAUUCUUAAAGGGAAUAUUCAGCUGAAUAGAUGUCCUCCAGCAGAUUGUAAAAAUUUACCAGGGCCUGUGAAUAAUAUUACAGGAUUCAAAGCUAUCACUUCUGCAUCAACUGCUUUUGUUAAAACAGGAAGCACUUCUAAUACUGAAUGUGAUCAAGGUAAACUAAAGGAUUUUGAUCCUGAGCUUACAAGUUUCCAAAGUCAUGGUGGGAAAAGACCUUUGGUACCAUCAACCAUAUUAAGGAGUGCAAAGAGGUUACGUCUAGACAGUGAGUCACCAAAAUUGGAAAUUAAGGUAGAUGUAUCAGAAAUCAUCAAGACUAGUUCUCCUCAAGCUGAAAAUGUCAUGACCCUUGAGGAUGAGAAUUCUUCUGUUCAGGAACUGACAGACAACACUGUUGCAGAAUUAUCUUCAGCUUUACAUGAACAUAAAGAAUCACAUGAUAGUAUCAUGAGUAAUGUCCUGAAAAAGAUUGCUGAAUCAUCUUUUGAUUUAUUACCUGUCAUCCGAAGUCAUGUGCACGUAGGAAAUGUUUCGAAAAAGCCAGUGAUGAGAGAUCAAGAAAAAGAAGUUGUUUGUGAAUUUAGUACCACAAAGAAGCACUUAGCACAGCCUUUGCUUCAUGCUAUUCUCUCUGAAUUGAAAAUUCACAAGACUUCCUUGGAUUACACUUACAUUCAUGCUCUCUGCAGAGUGUAUGUUGGAAUAUGUCGGCAACUGGGAGACUUGGAAAGAGCCCGACUAUUUUGCUAUGACUUACUUAAGGAAGAUUUUCCAGAAUCUGAUAAAUUAACUUUGUUUAUUGCAAACAUAUGGCAUGAUAUAUUUGCCUUCCAAGGAGUGAUUAAUAAAGCAAUGCAGCUGGUUGUCCGACAACGUGCUAAAGGAGAAGUUCUGAACUGUUUGAUUACAUAUCUCAAUUGGGAAAAGACUUCCUCCUUAGAUGUUAGUAUGAUGAUCUCCAAGUUGCUUCUGACAAUACAAUUAUGUCCUAAAAUGCAGUUUCACUUAAGUGAGAAAUUUGGUGAAGAUCUAAAUGAUGACACGUGGGAAUAUAUAUUUGCCCUUGAUCUACUCUGCUGUCAUCAGAAAUGGGUUUGGACACAUGAUAAUAUCAUAAGUAAAGAGCUAUGGCCUGUCAUGGAUAAGUGGAUAAAGCAUAGAAAAGGACAUUUGAACAUCGCAUACACUCCAGAUAUUAUUGUGGCAUUGAUACUCAGGCUAAUUGGUCGUUUAGGCCAACUAGGUUUGAAGGAAGGAUUUGCUUCUGCUGUGAAAAAUAUCAGUUCUGUGAUUUGUAUGUUUAUACAGCAUUCAAAUGAAGAAGAUGUGCCCUGGAGUAUUCAGUUAGCAGCUGUAUAUGCUCUUUGUGACUUGAGUCCCAGCAAUCCCGCAGAAGUGUCCAAGGUACUAGAAAAUUGGACAAGAGUGACCACAAAGAACAUCCCAUCUGCUGUUGUGAGCUGCUUAGCUGAAGUCAAUUUGUUGUGUGCAGCAGAACUCAGCUAAACCAUUGAGAAGAAAGACACUGCAUCUGUCCAAGUGCCUUUUUGUCUUUAUCAGAAGAGUUGGUUGAUACAAUUCAGAAAUGAUCAAAGCAAUAUCAGCAACAAAAACAGGCAAAAGACAGAGACAUUCCUUAUUGCUAUAGACAAAAAAGAAAAAGUUGAAAUGACUUUAUUCAGAAGGCAUGUCCUUCCUAAAAUUAUCGUAUUAUUGAAUAUACAUUUCAUAGAAGCUUGUCAUGUUUUAAAUGAUGAUGGGUUGAAGUAUUGUAUUAUGAUCAGAUAACAAAAACUUGAACUUUGCCCUUUUUGCUGCAGAAAGUAUCUUUUUUAGUGUUGGCUUUUAAAAAAAAAAUAUAUAUAUAUAUAUAUGUGACAUUUUAAAUUUAAUCAAACAAUGAAAAUGCUAUUGGUUCUUGAACCAAAACAGUUUCUGGACUAUGCACUCAAGAUAGAGAAUUAUAUAGCUAAGAAAGACUUGGAUAGCAAAGUCUUCUGUUACUGAGCCUACAGAUGGGCUACAAAACUGUAUUUUUUUGUUUGUGGUGGGCUUCUGGAGAGAAUAAAAGACAAAGCUCUUGCCAGAAAUUCAUUUUAACUUAUUUUCUCCUCAUUUGUAAACUUCGGCAAAACUGUUCCGUUUCAUCCUAUUGUAGCAGGAAAGGGCAUCUGAGAAGUCAAAACUAAAUUUCAAAUGCAGUUUUAUGUAUUAAGUUACAUGUAUAUAAAAGAGUCAGAGAUAACCAGUAGAUCUCUGUGUAUGUUUUGUAUGUACAGUAUAAUGCUAUAAUGUGUUUCACAUUUGAUGAUGUUCCCACUUUGGGAAUUUUAGUGUUUGUAUAUAGAAAAGGGGUUUAAUAACUCACCAUGGUUCUGAUUUGUCUUGUAUUCAUUUCUUAAAAUGCCUGUACAUGUUCAUGUUCUUUGUUGUUUUUUAUAAUAAAAACAAAAUGAACCAUGCAAA